Equus quagga is the source of this 471-nucleotide messenger RNA. RefSeq names its product motilin (gene MLN). The transcript is spliced from 4 exons. The record is from RefSeq and is a predicted model, not a curated record. Lineage: Eukaryota; Metazoa; Chordata; Mammalia; Perissodactyla; Equidae. Gene Ontology annotation, molecular function: motilin receptor binding; hormone activity. Gene Ontology annotation, cellular component: extracellular region. Bases 1 to 471 code for a protein of 156 amino acids.
AUGGUGUCCUGCAAGGCUGUGGUUGCCCUGCUGGUGGUGCACGUGGCCGCCAUGCUGGCCUCCCAGACAGAAGCCUUUGUCCCCAUCUUCAUCUACAGCGAACUCCAGAGGAUGCAGGAGAAGGAGCGGAAUAGAGGGCAAAAGAAAUCCCUGGGCCUCCAGCAGAGGUCUGAGGACGUGGGCUCUCUGGACCCCACAGAGGCCGCGGAGGAAGAAGGAAAGGAAGUUAUCAAGCUGACUGCUCCUGUGGAAAUUGGAAUGAGGAUGAACUCCAGGCAGCUGGAAAAGUACCGGGCCGCCCUGGAAGGGCUGCUGAGCGAGGUGCUGCUAUCCACGCAGAACGGUAGGAGGGGGGCGGCCACUGCUGCUGGGGCCUGGCCUGCGCCCACCCGGCGCCCCUCGAAGGCCGGCGUCUGUCUGUCCCGGGGCCGGGCCCGCACCCGCCAGGGCUCAGUGGCGGCCGCGACCUGA